Messenger RNA from Tuber melanosporum (Perigord truffle), 1149 nucleotides. RefSeq lists its product as uncharacterized. The transcript has 4 exons. Bases 113 to 1105 code for a protein of 330 amino acids. Lineage: Eukaryota; Fungi; Ascomycota; Pezizomycetes; Pezizales; Tuberaceae. The record is from RefSeq and is a predicted model, not a curated record.
CACAAGCUCUCCAUUGAAUAAUCAACCGAGCAACCAACCAACUGUUACCGGUAUCAUACGGCAUCUAUCCUCCCCCAAGAUAGUUUCACACAACUCUCCUUGCAACACAAUCAUGGAGUCCACGACUCAAGCACUUUCUGAAAUUUUUCCACCGACACCAUUGUUCACGGAAAAAGACCUCCCGGAUCUUCUCUCCAAGGUCUACAUCGUCACCGGGGGAGCCUCCGGCGUCGGCAAAGAGCUCUGCAAGAUACUCUACGACAAGUCUGCUACCGUCUAUCUUGCCGGGCGCAGUCAACAAAAUGCUGAAAAUGCUAUCUCUUGGAUCAAAUCCGAAGUCGCCAACACAAGCGGAAGACUCGAGUUCUUGAAUUUGGAUUUGAACGAUCUGUCUACUAUCAAGCGCUCUGCGCAAGACUUCCUCGCGAAGGAGAAUCGCUUAGAUGUUGUUUGGCAUAACGCUGGUGUUAUGAUGCCGCCGAGCGGGUCCAAGACCAAACAAGGUUAUGAAUUGCAACUCGGAACAAACGUGAUAGCUCCGUGGCUAUUCCAGAGUUUUCUUACUCCGUUGAUGCAGCGGACGGCCGCUCUACCGGAUACGCUAAAGGAUAGCGUUCGUGUUAUUUGGGUGUCGUCUGGGGCAAAUAAUGCUUCUCCUACCCCUGGAGGGAUCAACUGGCCCGACAUCAACUUCGAAAAUGUCGGCUGGGGCAUCCCUAGGCUAUUCACUCUGAAAUUUGAAAUAUACGGUCAGAGUAAAGCGGCGAACAUCAUUUUAGGAGCCGAGGCAGUUAAAAGAUGGAGCGGAUCAGGAAUCCUCUCCGUCUCUCUUAAUCCGGGAAAUUUGAGAACAGCUCUAACGAGGCAUGUCGCUGGGAGAUUCCUAACCUCGAUAAUUAACUUAGCGCUCUACCCGCCGUACUACGGUGCCUUGACAGAGCUUUUCGCUGGCCUAUCUCCACAAGUCGACGAGUCGCGUAACGGUUCACAUGUCAUCCCCUGGGGUAGAUUCGGCAAUCCGAGAAGUGAUAUUGUGCGUGGCUACGGUGAGAAUGGCCCGAAAUUGUGGGAUUGGAUAGAGAGCGAAUGCAGGGAAUUCAUGUAAAGGACUUGUAAGCUCUUUCUCAUUCUUAACUAGCAUCGCUCCAA